GAAUUCAAGUUGUCCAAACCGCAUCGCGGAAGAACCAGAGAAGGAGGAUAUAUCAGUGCUUCUUCCACACAAGUUAACUUUUCAUUCAGAAAUCCCAAAAGCAGAAACAUAUAGCGUCGUGGCUUAAUUACGGCUUUUGCUGAAGUACUACCAUAAAUAAUAACAAACUCUCAGUGAUUGCCGUUUUGUACCGGUUAUUAAUUACUUCUACUCUACUAAUUAUCCUUUUUGUAGAAGGGUAGUUAAUUAUUCUUUCGUCUUCUGAUUAUCCGUCGAAGGGGAACUACGGUAAUUGUUGCAGAAAUGCUUCGGGCGCUUAGACCCAAUACCUACAAGGCACACAUGCCCAGGUUAAGUUCAGAAUUCUACGAUUUCCAAGGCGCUGAAGACGAACUGGCCGCCCACCUACUGGCCACCCAUAUCACAAGGCUGGUGCACCGCGCCCGCAAGAAGACCUUGGUCAAACUGAUCUGCCCCACCUACGAGGAGGAGGAGGAGUUCCAGAAAAACUUCGGGGGAGGAAACCGCCAGUGGUGGAGUAAAUUGCUCUCAACCCGGGGCGACGGCGUGUCCGUUUACCUGCCACACGACUUCGUCCCCAGGGUCGUGCGGGAUGUUAUACGCAUGAGCGAAGGGGAGGCACACGGCAUCAGGGGUUGCACGUUAGCACUAGAAGUACGAGACGGCACGAAUCGUGUGAGUUUGGGGAAAAUAGUCUGUGAUCCAAAAGUACCAACCACGUGCACAUUGCACGUUCGAAUGGCCAGGGCUUCGCCCCCACCACAGGCAAUGUCUUCCAACAGUUUCUUAAACCUGGCCACCAUUGAAGACAUCUACAUCAGCCCAGGGUACACUUUGGAAAAGACGCGAAGGAAACCGUCGAAGAAUCCUGCCUAGGCCUAUGUCUUCUCUAAACGCCGGUUCCUAUACUUCCUAUGCGUUUAGGGCGAACAUGACGAUCUGAUGUAUGCGUCUAAAUGCCAGCUAUUAAGAUGUCAUUCCCAGGCGUGCUGUCGUAAUCGAGAUUAACGUACUGCAGACGUGUUUCAAGUGGAGAUAUACGUGCAGACAUCUCUUAGCUUGCGCCGUGCACCGCAUUCUCAUCGUCAUAUUGCGUCAUGGUGACCUUGUUGCAUGCAAGAUAUCUGGGCGUCAGUGGAGGAGUUGCUUCGUUAGUGCAAUAUCCACGAAGUUAUUGUGUCAUUAAGCGACGCAACGUCGUGCUUACAAACGAAGUUUUUAUUUCUCUCUUGCCACACGGUCGUCGUAGAUAUAUAUAACAUUGCGCGAGCAGUCGCCAUCAUAUAGGUCUACUUUUAGAGUUCAUCUCUUCAUCGCUUGUGGUCUUUCAUAGAUUUUUGUUUAUAUAUUUUUGGUACACAUUUGUAAUGGAGGAGUAAACUGUGAUAAUAGUGUA
Molecule: messenger RNA, 1417 nt
Organism: Macrobrachium nipponense
Lineage: Eukaryota; Metazoa; Arthropoda; Malacostraca; Decapoda; Palaemonidae
Exons: 5
Coding region: 304-897 (197 amino acids)
Biological process (GO): apoptotic process; regulation of TOR signaling; negative regulation of signal transduction
Cellular component (GO): cytoplasm
Source: RefSeq, a predicted model, not a curated record